AAACUGGCUUCUUUCUAGUACAUAUUCAUAAGUGAACCAACAUUAACCACGGACACUGAACCAGGGGUUGAAAGGUAAUCACGUUAUCAGUUAGUCAAUCAUUAAGAAUUCAUUUUCUGAUGUUUUUCAGCGUCAUUCAACUUGGAGUAGAGCUUCACUGCCAUCUGAUUUCACACCCGAAUGCCGCAAGAACAGUCGAAUCAGCUGAAGGAAUUUUACGCAGUAUUAUGCCACCAAGACGUUUUGUCAUCGGAAACAGUCUAUAUAUACAAGAAGUGUCGUCGUGUCCAGCUUCUCGUAUAGAUGUCAUUCAACUGAUACAACAAUUAGACCAACAGCUUGAAUUACGUGGAGCUAAAAUGACUGGUAUUUGUCCAGUUCGCAGGGAACUAUUCACACAGGUGUUUGAUGAACUCAUACGUCAACUGACAAUACACUGUGCUGAAAGAGGUUUACUUUUACUGAGAGUACGAAAUGAAGUAGCAACGACUUUGGCUGCUUUACAAUCGAUCUACGCUUCAGGGGUUGUAUUUGGUUUGCAAAAGUCGCUAGCACGUGAAGCCGAUCGUAAAAGGCAGAUAAAUCGAAUUAGCACCUUAGAGAAAGAAAUAGGAUCAUUAAGAAAGAAGAUACAAAAAGAAGCACUCAACUGUCGGGCACUUGAAGAGAAAGAAGCCAAUAGAUUGGCUGCUGCAACUCGUAGAGCUGAAGAGGAUGCUAAUUUUCUAAGAAAAGGUCAUGAUCAACUGAAAACACAACUAGAAGAUAUUCUGAACCAGUUUAAACUUACAUCACCUUAAAUAGUAUUAUUGUAUAACAGAUUACUGGAAAAAGAAAAUUGUAGCUUCUUUAAAUAAAUUGAUAAUGUAUUAUCAUUCGCUUCAACGAGCUUAAUGUUAAACUUCAAACCAUUGUCAUGAUGGUAAUAUUUAAA
Messenger RNA from Trichobilharzia szidati, 934 nucleotides. NCBI's taxonomy places the organism in Eukaryota, Metazoa, Platyhelminthes, Trematoda, Strigeidida, Schistosomatidae. The record is from the annotation of a GenBank genome assembly.